Parastagonospora nodorum SN15 is the source of this 291-nucleotide messenger RNA. RefSeq lists its product as hypothetical. The transcript is spliced from 2 exons. The coding region runs from base 1 to 291 and encodes 96 amino acids. Lineage: Eukaryota; Fungi; Ascomycota; Dothideomycetes; Pleosporales; Phaeosphaeriaceae. The record is from RefSeq and is a predicted model, not a curated record.
AUGCGUCUACCGCGAAGACAUGGUCUUGAAAUUCCAUUGACCAGGUUACGAUUGGGUGCACGCACACAACACCGCGUCAACCUCGUCCUGAGCAGGUGGCGCCUGGCUGCCGAGGACUCAGUAACCAAUGGACUUCAACGUUGGUAUUUUGCUUCAUCUGACGCGUGGAGUAGACUGAUUCCUCGAUGUGGACGCGCAGGGUUUGGGUUGAGCGCGGGGUUAGGGCAAAGUCCGCCAGCCGGGCUUGCUCCAAGUCUCGCUCUGCCACCACAUUCCCUUCACUUUGUUUAA